This is a messenger RNA of Cyphomyrmex costatus, 1678 nucleotides long. RefSeq names its product sterol O-acyltransferase 1-like. The coding region runs from base 101 to 1678 and encodes 525 amino acids. The record is from RefSeq and is a predicted model, not a curated record. Gene Ontology annotation, cellular component: endoplasmic reticulum membrane. NCBI's taxonomy places the organism in Eukaryota, Metazoa, Arthropoda, Insecta, Hymenoptera, Formicidae. The transcript has 10 exons. Gene Ontology annotation, biological process: cholesterol metabolic process.
UUGAGAAACCAUAAUCAGAUUUACAUAACAAUCAGAUUCGUCCUUAUAAAGUAGUACGGAGCUGUUGGCUCUCAGGGAAGAUUGUAUAUCACUCAAAAUCAUGAAUGUUAAAGGUUCCAGUGACAACUUUCCUGAGAAAGAUGAAGAUGCGGACAAUAAAAACGCGUUUACAGAUGUUUUAUGUGAAACGACCGCUGAUGUAUUGCGAAACAGAAUACAGAAAAUAAGAGAGGAUGUUUUGGAAUACGUUAAUAAUCAUAUUAACGAUAUGAUGUCUGAGAUUUUGCGGAAGAUGCAAAUGCCUUUGGCAAAGAAUGGAGAAUUUUUGUAUACCGUAGACAAAUAUCGAGAUAAAAGGAAAUCUAGCAAUAAAGAUGCAUUACCAGAUAAAGUGUUUGUUGAGAGAAAUUCUUUGUUCACUGAUCUCUUAAAGAUUUCGCAUAUUCGUGCGAUUUACAAUUUGUUCUUAAUGACCUUUAUAAUUUUGCUUAUCAACACCGUCGCAUUCGAUAUCAUGGAGACUGGAACGAUUCGCCUUGGUUCCAACACGUUAUGGGUUAGUUUCGCAAAGUUUCCAACAUGCAUUUACAUUUGGUCGUUCAUGCAAGCUUCGACAAUCAGUGUCUACGUGGUUUUUACCCUCUGGGCACAUCAACGACUUCGAUUUUUGCCAAAAUCCUCCAUUCAGAAAUUGUGGGAUUACAGCUGGCUAUCCAUGAUUAUACUAUAUCAAAUUCUCUUCAUUAUUUUUCCUAUUAAGGCGAUGCUUGAGGCGAAUCUUUCUAUAGGUUGCAAUAUGAUUAUUAUUUUUGAACAAAUACGCAUGUUGAUGAAGAGUCACGCUUUUGUCAGAAGCGCAGCACCUAGAUUUUUGUCAUACAAGCCUCACACCGAAACUCCGCGACCGAAUGGCCCCAGAUUCACGCAAUAUCUGUAUUUCUUGUUCGCACCAACUCUUGUAUACCGCGAUGAAUAUCCUAGGACGAAAAGAAUUAGAUGGAAGGUGGUGAUUCAAAAUUUCAUUGAAGUGGGCCUAGCAAUCUUAUAUCUCGUCUUUGUUUUGGAACGCUUUGUAAUACCGGUCUAUCACGUGUUCGGUACACAACAUUUGGAACGGAAAUGGUUUGUCACGAGUGCUAUUGAGUCUAGUAUUCCCGGCUUUCUCUACUUUAUCACUGGACAAUACUUACUGCUGCACUCAUGGUUGAAUGCUUGGGCGGAAAUGUUGCAGUUUGCCGAUCGAUUGUUUUACAAGGACUGGUGGAACAGCACGAACUAUUACACGUUCUAUCGUACGUGGAAUCUGGUGGUGCACGACUGGCUGUACACGUACAUUUAUAAGGACAUGUACGAGAUCUUGGUGCCGAACAAUCGAUUAUUAUCAGCCGCCACUGUGUUCCUCAUUUCCGCCAUCUUCCACGAAUAUAUACUCGCAUUUGGACUCGGCUUCUUCUAUCCGAUGUUGUUCAUCUUUUUCAGUGCCAUAGGUUUCCCUAUGUUCUUCAUCAAGGUCAACAGCGUCGUGAUGUGGUUUAGUUGGAGCAUGGGCAACGGCCUCCUAUUUUAUUUAUACGCGAUGGAGUUCUACGCCCGGCACAACUGUCCGCCUCAUCCUAAUUACUACGUGGACCUAUUCAUAUCGCGAAGCUGGAACUGUCAACAGCAAUUUAACGCUUAG